AUGAAAACAUCUUCAGAAAAAAGCAAAAAUGAGUUGAUCAACUUUGUUAAAGACAUAUAUAAGGAUAAUGACGAACAGCUACGUGUCAUCUGCGAAUUUGAGCGUGAAUAUGUACCACAGAAUGCAAUUUGGUGGUAUACUCGUGAAACAUGUUUUUAUCGUCUUCUAAACAAAGCUUUACGAUCACAUGACUUUGGGCUCCUCUUACAAUUUCGUUUCUUUAUUACGGACCUUCACAAGCAAUUAACCUUUGAAUAUCAAAACUUUCUUCAAAGUCUACCAAGUGAUAGUGAUCCUAUUUUACGUGUCUAUCGUGGACAAGCGAUAUCUGCAGAUGAACUAAGUACGAUACGUGCAAGUGUUGGUGAAUUUAUUUCAAUGAAUAGUUUCCUAUCCACCACGACGGAUGAAGCUACAGCCUUGGGUUUUGCCAAACAAGUGGCAAUCGAUAAUGACACACAACGUAUUUUAUUUUAUUUUGACAUUGAUACACGAUUAAGCAGUUCGAAGCCAUUUGCUAACAUUCGACAUCUCAGUUAUUUUCAAGAAGAAGAUGAAACAUUAAUGAUGUUAGGAUGUAUCUUUCAAAUUAAAGAUGUAAAGUUUAAUGAAACACAGAAUAUGUGGAUGGCAAAAUUGGUAUUAUGUUCUGAUGAUGACUACGCAUUGAAAGAUAUUUUUGCAUAUGAAAAGAAGUUAUUAGGUAACCAGCCCAGUCUUAUUGAUUUGGGAAGAAUGCUAGGAGAUAUGGGCGAAUAUGAAAAGGCCUCAUCUAUUUUAACCCAAGCACUUAUUGAGUCAGGGAAUGAUUUUGAAGCAAACAGUUGUUAUUUGAUGCUCGGAGCAGUAGCUCGAUUGCAAGGUGAUUAUGACACAUCGCUAACAAAUUAUUUAAAACACCUUGAACUUCAGCUAAAAAUUGAAUCAUUUGAUGAUCCAUACACGGCACAAGCCUAUUCGGAAAUAGCGGAUCUUCAUUGGCGAAGAAAAGAAUUUGAUUUGUCAUUGGAAUAUUCACAAAAAGCGCUUGAUAUUCUACCCGCUCGCCAUGAGUUUUGUGCCAAUGUUUAUCGUACCAUGGGCAAUGUGUGCAGAGAUACAACUAAAUUAGAUGCAGCUUUAGGUUAUUAUAAGAAGGCACUUGUCAUACAAAAACGAACACUGCCAAAAGAUCAUAAUCAUAUCGGAAGAACUUAUAAUCAAAUGGGUGCUCUCUACGAACUCCAACGUGAUUAUCCAGUGGCACAUCAGUGUUACAAUGAAGCACUUCGAAUCUUAAGAAAGACCCUACCACCUACACAUGAGGAAAUAAUACGAGCGGAAAAUGAUAUUCGGCACGUGGAAGCUAAGAUGAAGUGA
Messenger RNA from Rotaria sp. Silwood1, 1359 nucleotides. The record is from the annotation of a GenBank genome assembly. Lineage: Eukaryota; Metazoa; Rotifera; Eurotatoria; Philodinida; Philodinidae.